GUUGUGGACAGAUGAUUGGCAUCUCUUUGCAGAUCCUCUGAAGAACAGCAAAGGAUUCCUUAGACAGUGCCAUAAAAAUUACAACACAACAAGUAAAGAUUUUCUCGGAUACAAGAAAACCAAAGUUCAACAUAUGCAAAAUUUCACCAUGUAAAUAGUAUACAUUCAUCUGGUUCAUCCAAGUUUGUGGCAGUUGAGGAAAUUAAAAACGCCUAUUAGUUCUUCAAGUGAUGGAAUUACUGUCUAUUUUUCUCAUACUUUCAGGCUUUUGUAUAGGUUUCAUCACUGCUUUAGAAUCCAUUACAUCAUCUGUUUUCAUCAGAGAUUCAGAAACUGUAAGUUCAAACAACAGCGCAUUCAAACUUGGAUUCUUCAGCCCCCAAAAUACCACAGAUCAUCGCUAUGUAGGAAUUUGGAAUAUCUCCAACUCCGAAGUCAUAUGGGUGGCUAAUAGAAACCAACCAUUACAGGAUUCUUCUGGGAUCCUUACUAUAUCUGAGGACAACAAUCUUGUAGUAUUGAAUGGAAAGAAAGAGGUUUUUUGGACAUCAAAUGUAUCAAGCAAACAAUCAAGUCCCACUGCUCAACUUCUUGAUUCUGGUAACCUUGUGCUUUUAGACCACACUGGCAAGACUUUAUGGGAGAGUUUUCAACAUCCAAGAGACACGGAAUUUCCAACUUUGGCAAUGAUCAGUACCAACCAGAAAAAGGUUCAUCAAGAAAAAGCCCUCCUACAAGAAAACUGGCUUUCACGACCAGAAUAAACAAAGUUGGGAAGCAGCGAAGGGUUCAAGAAUCUAAUUGUGAUACAUAUAACUAUUGUGGGACAUAUGGGAUCUGUGACUCCAAUAAUGCCCCAAUAUGCACUUGCCUGAAAGGGUUUGAGCCUAAGAAUAUAGAAGAAUGGAAUAGCCAAAACUGGACUAGUGGAUGUGUGAGAAGGGCAUCACUGCAAUGUGGGACUGGUAAAGGCAAAGAUGACUGGUUUCUUGAGCUGCAAAUGACAAACACUCCGUCAUAUUCAACUCCAUCAUUUUUUCCUAAGGACACAUGCAGAACUCAGUGCAUAAAUAAUUGCAGUUGUAUAGCAUUUGCAUAUGUUGCUUCUCUUUCCUGCAUUUACUGGACUGGAAAUUUAACAGGUGUAGUAAGAUUGUCCAGUGGAGGAACUAAUCUCUACAUCCGCCAAGCCCAUUCAGAACUCGGUAGGAAUAAGAAAGACUUCAAAGUAGUUAUCUCGGUAACAGUGAUAGUAGGAGUGAUCAUCAUUGCCAUCUGUGCAUAUAUCUUAAAGGCAUGGACUGCUAAACACACUGCAAGAAAAAAGCAAAGCAAAGCAAAAUUAUUGCUGAACAAGGAAGAAAACCUACUACUUGGAGACCUGAAAAUAGCUAAACUUGAGAAGCUACCACUGUUUGAUCCAAGAAUCAUUGCAACUGCAACAAACGACUUCAGCAUCGCUAAUAAGCUUGGGCAGGGUGGUUUUGGUUUAGUAUACAAGGGAGAAUUGCAAGAUGGACAAGAAAUAGCAGUGAAAAGACUUUCAAGAACAUCUAAACAAGGACUGGAAGAGUUCAUCAAUGAAGUGGUUGUGAUUUCGAACCUUCAACAUCGUAAUCUUGUAAAACUUUUAGGCUUCUGUAUCGAAGGAGAGGAGAAAAUGUUGAUAUAUGAGCACAUGCCUAAUAAGAGUUUGGAUGCUUUCAUAUAUGAUCCUAUCAGAAAGAAGGUUUUAGAUUGGAAAAACCGCUUGAACAUAAUUAAAGGAAUUGCCUGUGGCUUACUUUAUCUUCAUAGAGAUUCUAGACUAAAAAUUAUACAUCGAGACUUAAAGCCAAGUAACAUCUUACUAGAUGAUCAGCUUAAUCCUGAGAUAUCAGACUUUGGUCUAGCAAGAAUCUUUGAAAGCAAUGAAGAUGAAAGCAAUACUCAAAGAGUUGUUGGAACAUAUGGUUACAUGCCAACUGAAUACGCAAUGGAAGGACUAUUUUCAAAAAAAUCAGACGUGUUUAGCUUCGGAGUUUUACUAUUUGAGAUCAUCAGUGGUAGGAAAAAUAUAAGCCUUUGUGAUCAUGAACAUUCAUUGAACCUCUUGGAACUUGCAUGGAAAUUAUGGAACGAAGAUGGUAUCAAGUCUCUCAUAGAUGUGGAAAUAUGUGAUCCAGUUUACAUCAGGGACAUUGUGAGAUGCAUACACAUUGGAUUUUUAUGUGUUCAAGAUCAUGCAAUAGCCAGGCCUUCUAUGGCCACUGUAAAUUCAAUGCUCAAUAAUCACAUUGCUAAUCUUCCUCCGUCAUGUCAGCCUGCAUUCAUACAGAGGAAGUUUGUGCCAAGUGUGAAGUUGUCUCAUAAAAGUAAUAGGUCAUACUCCGUUAAUAGCAUCACUUUCACAAACAUUCAAGGGAGAUCGUGAAUGAUGACAACAAUAAUGGUUAUAAAGACUAUGGAUGUGUUAUGAGUCAUAUAUCAAGGUGUCUCACAUUCAAAACCACGAAGAGGGCUAUCCACAAAGCAUUGUGAUGACAAGGAAUUCAAGUGAAGUGUCAUUGAGUGAAUUGAUGAGGAUUGCAACCGCAAUGCAUAUUGCUUCUUGAAUAAAGGUGCAUCGUUAUGAGAUCUAUAUUGGAAAGUCUUGCAGUUAGGGUAUUCUCCUAUCCAAUGAACUAGUCUGGAUUGUCCUGAUUUCUAUAUUUGUUCGAAUCACUGUUUGUAUUCAUAAUUAUACCUACUAUUAAUUCCCAAAUAUGGCAAAGUGAUUCUGCUUGUUGUACAGCAUAUGAAGUGCACCUAACAGGUAAUGCGUAAGA
Molecule: messenger RNA, 2807 nt
Organism: Prosopis cineraria
Lineage: Eukaryota; Viridiplantae; Streptophyta; Magnoliopsida; Fabales; Fabaceae
Product: G-type lectin S-receptor-like serine/threonine-protein kinase At1g11300
Exons: 8
Coding region: 638-2413 (591 amino acids)
Biological process (GO): recognition of pollen; protein phosphorylation
Molecular function (GO): ATP binding; protein kinase activity
Source: RefSeq, a predicted model, not a curated record